UCCAGUCUUGACUCGGCAUCAACGCGUUCAUUGUCAUUAAAAAUAUACUGUUAAUUUUAUUGUUGUUACCAUCUUCCAACAGAGUAACAAUAAACACAGUAUUUUUAUAAACACACCCUUUAUUUUAUUUUCUCCGUCACACAAAUAUCAUCAACUCCAAAAUAUUCACAUCAAAACACAACUGUCAUUACACACUUAACUUUUAAUCUUAAAUAUUAUUAUUUUUUUUCAUCAUUGAAAUUGAUUUUUUUAACACCGGAUAAAUAUUUUUUUAACAAAUAAAAAAAGAAAGUUUUAACUCCAAUUUGUGAAGUGUGCUUUGUAAACUUUUUUAAGUGUUAUAUAUUUAUUUUGAAAGUUUGCUAGAGACAGACUUGAAAAUAGAAUUUAAAAAAAAACAUAUAGGAGUGAAGUAAACACGAGAAUAAUAAAAUUAAAAAAUAUAUAUAAAAGAGGUUGAGUUGAGACAAGAACAACUGCUUGAUUUCUGGAGAAUAUUGCUGGAGAAAUUGCUUGGUUGAACACGAAUAAACACAGUAUGUAUGAUUAAAAGUUCUACACGACUCCAAAGAUGAAGUCAAUCAUUACUUUCGUACUGUUGUUGCCUUUUGUGCUGACAAUAAAUUUUCAAGAUAAUGAAUUUGAAUUUGUUGGUGAGACACCAUCACAAUUGAGCUCUGUUUUAUCAAAUGGUUAUCCUAGUCAGCAACGGACUAAUGAUGAUGUACCAAUUGAAUACUCCAAGAGAAGUCAUUUGAAAAAUUUGAUGCCAAAAAAAUUCCACAAAAAUGGACACUCGAUUUAUAAUAAUUUUGAUAAGAAAAAUAGAUAUUUAAAUUCGAAAAAAAAUCAUGGAAAUAAAUAUCAUCAAAAAGAAAAACGUUCAGUCAACCAUCAACGACAGAUGCAUAAAAAUGUUGAAGAUCAUUUAAAAAAACAUCUACAAUAUAUUAAAUCAAGCGAUGAAUCUCGUCAUUUAAGAGUUAAAAAAAAUUAUUUGAGUGAUUCAUUUCGUGAUCGUCGUGAAACUGGUUCAGGAUUUGGAUAUGAUGAUGGUGAAGAAAUAGAUCCAGAUGAUGAUGAUGCACAAAAUUAUGAUGAUGAUGAAGAAGAGACAGACAUCACUGAUCCAGGAAUUACAGUUCAACCAAUAGAUCCCAUUGACAUCGAGCCUAAAAAUAAUCCUUCUUCUUCGGACAAUAGUUAUAUAAAUAACAAUGCAUCAAAAGAACAAAAGGUUAUUGAAACAACGAUUGAAGAUAUUGAUGAGGAAGAAAUGUUUUCUCCUGUGCUAAGUCCAGAAGUUGAAAAAGCUAUGGAUAAUAUAACAUCGUCAUUGUCAACAACACCAGCAUCAAAAUUGACAACGAUUCCGCAAACAACACCAUCAACAACGACAUCAACAUCAACAACAACAACCACAACACCACCACCAACAUCCACAAUGACGAGCACGACACAGUUUGUAUCAUCAACAUCACCGAUUAUUGAAACAACAAUGAAUCAAUCAAAUACAAAUGACAUUGUUUCAUCAUCAUCUUCAUCAUCUUCAUCAACAACAACUGCACCAUCAACAACAACAACAACAAGUGAAGAAACAACAAAAGCUGAUGUUGUUAUUUUGGAAACAACAACAAUGUCAAAUAAAAUUGAUGAUAAUGAUAUUGAUAGUAAUUCAGAAAGUACAAUAUUAAAUUCAAAUGAAAAUGAUACAUUGUCAACUACUCAAUUAACAACAACAACACUGGUAAAUACUGUUUCAACCUCAAUGGAAAAACAGGAUAUCAAUGUUACUAUGGACGAGAUAACGGAAUCAACUGAAUCAUUACCUGCUCAAUCAACCACAAUACUUCCACCAAUGAUAGCUGUAUCAUCGACAAGCACAACAACAACAACACCAGAACCAACGACAGUCACAACAACAACAUCAACAACAACGACAACAACAACACCAGAACCAACGACAACAACAACAACAACAACAACAACAACAACUGUUAAUUAUGGUGUUACAAAUUAUCCACCAAGACAAAAUAAAAGAUUGCAAAAAGUAUCAGUCACAGCUGGUAAAUUAUUGAGUCAUGUUAUACCAGCAGAUACAUUUAGCGAUUUGGAAGAUGGUGAUACAAGAAAUUUACGACUGAGCUUGCUUGACCACCAGGGUAUUCCAAUAAAUUCAUCUAGCUGGUUCCAACUUAACAGUAAAACACAAGAAGUUUAUGGACUUCCUCUUGCCGAAGAUAUUUCUAAAUAUGAAAAUAGUUUUGUUGUUGUUGCAUCAGACAGUCAAGGUCUCAAUGUAUCUGACAUUCUUACAAUUCAAGUUCAACAGCAUAGAUUAAGUCGUGCAAUUAAUUAUCAAUUAAGUAUUUAUUUAAAAAUUGAUAAACCCAGUGAAUUUCCAAAAGAUGUUGAUUGGAAAAUAAAAGUUGUUGAAAAAUUAUCACGGCUAUAUGAUGAUGUUGAUACAAGCCAAAUAACAGUACUUAAAAUUGAUACUAUUGAUUCAGAUCAAUUUAUAUUUACUUGGACAAAUGAUAGUACUCCACGUAGUAGUGAUUGUCCAAAAUAUGAUAUUUCUAAAUUAUGGUCUGUGCUAGUUUCAAAAGAAAAUUCAAAUGAACCAAGUAAGGAAUUAAAAGAUAUAUUUUCACCAGAAAUGAGUGUUAAACGUGUUAUAUCACAGGGUUAUGGUCAAUGUGAUGAAUAUAAUUUACCAGAUAUAUCAAAACCUGAAUUUACUGGAGAAAAUGAAUCACCAAUGCCAAGAAAUCAAGUUGAUCAUGUUAAUGCAACUGUUGGACAGUUAUUAGUAUUUAAAGUACCUGCUGAUACAUUUUAUGAUCGUGAAGAUGGCUCAGCAAAAAAUAUGAAAAUGUCAUUAUUAACUGGUGAUCGUAUGACAAUACCUGCCAGUGAUUGGUUACAAUUUGAUAGUAAAAAUCAAGAAUUUUAUGGUAUACCAAUGAAAAAAGAUUUACGAAAUGCAAGAAAAGAAUAUCUACUUGUUGUCACUGAUAAAGGAGGUUUAACUGCAAAUGAUGGUUUAAUUGUACAAAUACAUAAUUCAAAAGAAAAAAAUUAUUCUGUUGAAUUUUCAAUGAAUUUAGAUGUGCCAUAUGAUAUAUUUUCAAAUUCAGCAUUACAAAAACGUACAUUUAUUGAAAAAUUAGCUGAAUUAUUUAAUGAUAAAGACACAAGUAUGAUUGAAUUAAAAAGUAUAAAUGAAUUAUUAACAAAUACUGUUGUAACAUGGAGAAAUAAUACACUAUCAACAGAUCCAUGUCCAAAUGAUGAAAUAAUAAGAUUAAUGUCAGUAUUAUCAAAAUCAGAUAAAACAGUAUCACCAAGUGUAUUUAGAAUAAUGGGAAGUGAAUUUCCAGUAUCACAAAUUAAUAGAACACCACUUGGUAAAUGUCUUGGUCAAAUGACAAAUAUUUAUAAUCCUGAUAAUUCUAUUACACAUGAAGACAAUAAUAAUAUUAAUAAUAAUGAUGCUAAAACAAUUGAUAAAAGUACAUAUGAUGAUUAUAUUAUGACAUUUAUAUUACCAGCAAUAAUAAUAUCAACAAUGUUAUUAUUUGCUGGUAUUAUUGCACUUGUAUUAUAUAAACGUAGAAGAAGUGGUAAAAUGAGUGUUUGUGAGCAUGAUGAUGAACGUCAAAGUUUUCGUAGUAAAGGUAUACCAGUUAUAUUUCAAGAUGAAUUAGAAGAGAAACCAGAUCCAGGUAAUAAAUCACCAGUAAUAUUAAAAGAAGAAAAACCACCAUUACCACCACCGGAAUAUCAAAAAUCUGAUGAUGGUGCUGAUGAACCAAUGCUACCAAAAGGACAUUCAGAAGAACCAUAUCAACCACCACCACCAUUUGCACGUAAUUCAGAUAAUAAUAGACAAAAUCGUCCAAAACCAACACCAACAUACAGAAAACCACCACCAUAUGUGCCACCCUAACAAAAUAAGAUUAUAUUACAAACACGUAAUUACAUGACAACAGUACUUGGAGAUAAUAAAAAUAUUAAAAUGCAUAACCAAAAGAAUCAUCGAAAAAAAAAACAACAAAUUGAUUGUCAUAAUUAUAUCAAUAAUGGUAACUCGAUUAUUCAUAAUGACAAACAAUCAUUGACAUUUAAUUAAUUAUUCGUUUUUUCUUCAAUUUUAUUAUCAUUAUUAUUAGUUUGUUUAUUUUUUAUUUAUCGAGUUACUAUUUUUUUCUUCUUCUUUUCUUUUUUUUUUACCAAGCAAUCAGUGCCAUUUUUUCCUUUAAGCAAUAACGACUGUUUUUCAUAUAAAUAUAGAUUUUUAAAAUUAUUAUGUCUCCAAUAAAAUAGUACAGAGAAAUUAAUAAAUAUUUUGAUGAUUUUUAAAAUUGUCGUUGAGGAAAAAAAUUUAUACAAAUGAAAAUAAUGC
Molecule: messenger RNA, 4408 nt
Organism: Aphidius gifuensis
Lineage: Eukaryota; Metazoa; Arthropoda; Insecta; Hymenoptera; Braconidae
Product: dystroglycan-like
Exons: 8
Coding region: 572-3952 (1126 amino acids)
Biological process (GO): morphogenesis of an epithelium; axon guidance; nerve development
Cellular component (GO): dystrophin-associated glycoprotein complex; dystroglycan complex; sarcolemma
Molecular function (GO): laminin binding; calcium ion binding
Source: RefSeq, a predicted model, not a curated record